AUGGUGUUGGUGUUUGCAGGUAUUGAAGCUAAUAUUUCCUUGGAGAUGGCCCCGUGCGAUCACUAUCAGGGUAACCUUUGCCACCAGGAGGUUGAUCUUGUGGAAGCUCUUCCCCUCCUGUAUAUGAAAAACUUUGCUUUCCAUCUUACGCUUCUCUUGAUUUGCCCGUGGGGGUGUAAGCGGGGAAAGGUACUACCAUCGGACGAAGAGACUGAAUUCAAUGAUGUGAGCCUUCGUCCUCGUAAGAUACACAAGACGGUGUAUGUGCACCUGCUUCUUGGUGGUAUUGGAGAUGUUACUGGUGAUAAAUUUGUUUUGCCUGGGCAAAAAAAGAUAACAUUGGUGCCUAGUUCUUUAAAGGCAUCACCUUCGCCGUUUAUCGGCUCGUUCUCAGUUGAUCCUGGUUCCAGCUCCAUGCUUCGCGGGUGCACUAGGCACAUCAGAAGAUUCUUCCCCAUUGGACAAGCAUUCCAUGGUUGA
Molecule: messenger RNA, 480 nt
Organism: Lactuca saligna
Lineage: Eukaryota; Viridiplantae; Streptophyta; Magnoliopsida; Asterales; Asteraceae
Source: the annotation of a GenBank genome assembly